Messenger RNA from Striga asiatica, 1033 nucleotides. The record is from the annotation of a GenBank genome assembly. Lineage: Eukaryota; Viridiplantae; Streptophyta; Magnoliopsida; Lamiales; Orobanchaceae.
AAAAAAAAAAAAAAACGUGGGGACGAAGUUGGAAAAACCGUUGCUUGUAUUGUGUGCACCUUUUAUCCUCUCCCCCAAAUCUCUCUGCACCAAAGCCUAAUUUCAAAAUCGUUCGCAUUGUGUGCACGAACCCUAAAUUUCCACCGAAGGAGCCAAGAUGUCAGGUGCUGCGCUAGACAUGUCUCUUGAAGAUAUCAUCAAAAACAAUAAAAAAUCUGCCUCUCGAGGUAGAGGCCGCGCCGGCGGCGGCGGUCCCGGCCCAGCUCGCCGCCAGCCCAAUCGCUCCGCCAAUCGAGCAGCCCCCUACUUACCACCGAAGGCCCCGGAAUCGGUUUGGGCUCAUGACAUGUUCCCCGGCAGCGGUCGAGCUUCUGCUUCUAGCAUUGAGACCGGGGCAAAGUUGUACAUUUCGAACUUAGAUUAUGGGGUCUCUAAUGAGGAUAUAAUGGAGCUGUUUGCAGAGGUUGGUGACUUGAAGCGCUGCAAUGUAGAUUACGAUAGGACUGCCCGGUCAAAGGGCACUGCUGAAGUAGUCUUCUCAUGGCGACAAGAUGCAUUAGCUGCAAUCAAGAAGUAUAAUAAUGUUCAGCUUGACGGGAAGCCCAUGAAGAUAGAGCUUGUCGGAACAAAUAUUCCAACUGCUGGUGGUGCCAGAUUACCAACUGCCGGUGCUUUUCGUGAUCCAAAUGCUGUUCCUCCUAGACAAGGCAGAGGUGGUUUCGGAAGACCACGUGGUGGCGGACGAGGUCGUGGAUUUGGAAGGGGUGGCCGUGGACUUGGAAAGAGCCGUGGUGAGAAAAUAUCUGCCGAGGAUCUUGAUGCAGAUUUGGACAAAUACCAUGCAGAGUCAAUGCAAACAAAUUGAGUUCUCUCUUAUUGGAUUUUACUUGCAAGCUCUUGUGUGUUUGGUGUGCAAAGUUCAACAAAAUCUUUACUUUUUACCGACACUAGCUCUUUCAGACGAAACAGAGAACUCUGGUUUGGAAGUGCUUGCCUUUUUCUUUUUUUUUUUUUUCUCUUUUCCUUUACUUUU